Molecule: messenger RNA, 2772 nt
Organism: Lepisosteus oculatus (spotted gar)
Lineage: Eukaryota; Metazoa; Chordata; Actinopteri; Semionotiformes; Lepisosteidae
Source: RefSeq, a predicted model, not a curated record
GGUGGCGGUCACGCGCUCCAAGGACAUCCCCCUGUUCGGCCCGCUCUUCCCCCAGGGGGCGCGCUUCCCCAAGUCGCCGGCCUUCCGCGACUUCCUGCUGGCCAAGGCCGUCAACGCGGAGAAUGGGGCGGACAAGUCGGAGAAGUUCCGCUCCAUGGCCACCCGCACGCGCCAGGAGUACCUGAAGGACCUGGCGGAGAACUACGUCACCACCACCCCCAUCGACUCCUCCACCAAGUUCCCCCUGCUCUCCCUGGGCGGCAAGCGCAAGGAGAAGCUCAAGGGCUCCAAGGGCGCCGAGAUGCACAGCGCGGGGGCCCUGGUGUGGGCGGCGGGGGCCCGGCCGGGGGGCGGGGAGGGCGACUGGGUGCCCUGCCUGCUGGGCAUCUCGGCCGAGUCCGUGGUGCUGAUCGAGAGGGGCUCCCGGCAGGUGGUCUUCAACUGCUCCUGCCGCGACGUGAUUGGCUGGAGCGGCGGGCGGGGCGGAGCCGGGGGCGGGCCCGGGGGCGGGACCUGCCUGGAUAUCUUCUACGAGAGGGGGGAGGCGGUGUCCGUCAGCAUGCCGGAGAGCCAGGGGGAGGAGAUGAAGGAAGUGAUCCAGAGGCUAGAGCUGGUGACCCGGGGCUGCGAGGCGCAGGAGCUGACCCCCCUGCGGGACAGCGUGGGGCAGCUGGACUUCAGGCUGAGCGAGGACGGCUUCGUGACGGAGCUGCGGCCCUUCAGCUACGCGGAGAGCAGCGGGCUGCAGGUGGGGGCCCGCGUGGCCCGCCUCUGCGACCGGCUCCUGGUCUCCCUCCCGCCCCAGGAGAGGCUCCAGCUGCUGCGCGCCGCCACCAAGAUCCGGCUCACCGUCAUCCCGCCGGACGAGAACGGAAAACCGCGCAGGAGUUACUCAGAGCUCUACCUGAGGGCCAUCCAGGACACGGACCGCAAGGCGGAGGGCGUCCUGGGAGAGGCCUGGGUGCUGGGGGACGCCGAGAGAGAGGAGGGCGAUGGGGACGACGGGGUGGAGCCGGACGGCCCCGGAGAGGGACGAAGAGGAGGAGGAGGAGGAGGGCAGGACCUGGCGCCGCCCAGCCUGUCCCUGCACCGGGCCACGUCCCUGCAGGACAGCCCCCGCACAGGGCCCGCCGAGCUGCCCGGGAUGACCCGCAGCCUCUCCCUGGAGAAACACCCCCCUGGACAGCUGGACAGCUGCGACAGGCAUUUCUAUGACAACGUGGGCGUGCAAGCCGAGCCAGAGCAGGCCGCGGUCUACGAGAACAUCCCCGGGCUGCUGGACACCACCCCUGACCUCAUCCUGGCGGUCACACCCAAGACAGGGCUGGACGAGGACCAUGAGAAACAGUUCCUGGGGGUGGAGCACAGUGAAGACGCCCCGUCUGCCAGCAACGCCCCUCAGUCCCUCAGCCUGCUGGACUCCCUGGACAGCGUAGAACGCAGCCUCCGGACGCUGGACCUUAGGAACCCCAUCACUGAGAUUCAGUCCGAGACCACCGAGGAGGAGUGGCAGUACAUCUCUGACGUGGAGUCCACCUGCCGCAGCAUCCUGGAGACGCUGUCCCGAGAGGGUGGGCAGGGCAGGGGGGCCACGCCGGACUGCCCAGCCGGGCCUGGGCCGGGACCGGAACCGAUGGACUCCAAGACCAAGGAGGGCACAGAGAGGGGGCCCGGGGACGGGGCCCCGCCGCGGGGGCGCGCCCGCAGCCCGCUGGGCGAGUUCGUCUGUCAGCUGUGCCGGGAGCGCUACGCCGACCCGCUCUCCCUGGCCCAGCACGGCUGCUCCCGCAUCGUGCGGGUGGAGUACCGCUGCGCCGACUGCGACAAGGCCUUCAGCUGCCCGGCCAACCUGGCCUCCCACCGGCGCUGGCACAAGCCCAGGGGCGCCCCGGCGGAGGGCGGCGCUCUCCCCGCUGCGGGCCAGCCGGAGGAGAGACACCCCAGCCCGCCGCCGCCGCCGCGCUCCCAGAGCCGGCCGGACCUGUCGCCCCCGCCUCCGCCCCCGGAGGCCGGCCCGGAAGAGGAGCUCCUGUUCGACUGCCCGCAGUGCGGGAAGAAAUUCAGGAGGCAGGCCUACCUGCGCAAACACCUGGCGCUACACGCCAGGCAGGCGGCGGGCUUCCCGGACAAGCGAGCGGGGCCCAGCCCGGGGACCGGCAACGGCGAGUCCCCGGCCCCCGCCGCGGGAGAGCUCCACCCGUGUCGAUUCUGCGCCGAGACUUUCUUCUCCUGCCCCGGCUUGACGCGGCACCUCCACGCGUGCCACCCCACGCACCACACGGCGCGGGCCGCUGUCUGAGGCGACUCCCCUCCCCCCCGAGGAACGUCACUUAUUUAUUUAUCGCCCAAACUGGCUUCCGUCGGGGUCAGGAACCUCUCCAGAAAAUCGCCUUAAAACUAACCAAGAAAGUGCGCAGAUGAGGAGGAAAAAAAGAACUGUUUAGCCUCACGUAGCCUGACUGUCUCUGUGCGUGUGUUCCCCAGUGCGAGGAACGUGUCUUUUAAAUUAUAUUUAUUUAUAUGUUGUUGUUUGUUUGUUUGUUGGGGGGGUUUUUAUAUGGAACUGGCGGGACUGCCUAUAUUUCUGUAUUUAUGAUGACAAAAAAAUUGUACCUGUCUUUUUAUUUUUGCAACGAGAGCUCUUAAACGCGACGCGUUUCUGUCAGGACAGAAGGAGGAGACCAAAUUCGUUCGUGUUUUGUACUUCUGUGUCUCGGAUCUGCUUGGAUAUUUAAACCAAUAAUAAUAAAUAAAAAAAAAAACAGAAUCAGA